AUGACAUUAUGCCCACGGACAGGACUAGGCCGAAAUCAUGAAUGGAAAUCGAUAUGUGUCCAGUUUCGCAGCCAGCGGCGCUGGAACUCAUUGUUGAGCCAUCGAGAAAACGAGAGGGCUGUGAAUGUUCUUUAUCAGAAAUUGACACAGCAUGGCCAACACACCGUCCGAAUACAGCCCAGGAUCGAAUAUGCUCCUCUCUACUUGAAAGUCUUGAACAGCGGAUUGAGUUACCGCAUCGAUGACUCGGUGCUAGUCAAGCGUUCGAGGGAAAAGCUACUCGUGUUGUUGGAGUCAGUCACAUUUCAUGUGUUUUGCGUCCUUGAGUGUUUGAAGAAUGGCAAAGAGGUUCACCAAAUACAUGUUGGUUUUUUCGAAAGGGUCAUUGAAAGGCUAGGGAGUGACUCCAUGGGCGCGGAGACUUCGCCGAUAUCUGACGCAAAGCUCCUAGCGGAGUCAUUCUGCGUUCCCAGCUCUCCAAUAUUGGUUGAGGCUAUACGUUGCUUUCACAAAGUAACAGAGAGUCUACGACAGUUUCAAGGAGUGCAGUGCAUCACCAGCUGGAUCCAGAUUUUGGCUUCGCCGUCCUUGACCGCUGCCUUGGUGCAGGAAGCAGAUCAAGAGUUGCCUGCGUUUGUCGUGCACGAUAUUAUGAACAGAACGCCACUUUACAGAGAGGAGUUUAUAGCCCAGUUUGACUUGUGGAUGGCAAAUACUGCGUACAUUGCUGCACAAAAAUGGGAUCAAAUAUCCGCCGUCAAGGCGAGCAUUCGGAGUUUGGUCCGCCACAGUGUCAUGUUUGAGCCCUCGUGUCUUUUACCCUUGGUGACAAACAUAGACCAGGCUUUCAAGUUCAAAUCCCAUGGAUCGAAUCUGAAAUUGAGCGCUUUAUUUUUGGGUGAAUUGAUGUGGGACAUUGCCAGUUUGUCCUUUAAACACCAGCAUGUGAGCUGGUUGGUUCUUGCAGACGCGCAGAAAUAUCUCAUGUCUCUUGUGCCUGUAAAAAAAGAUGGACACAAGGACUUGUCUCUUAAAGGGUAUCUCGGGAUAGCUGUUGUUAUGUCCAGAGUCUCCCAGGACAAGGCGAGCCAGAUAUUCAAAGUGGCUGAGAGGCGAUACCCUGGACACGCGAGGUCCAAGAAAGAACAAGUUGCUUUUGAUGUUGCGUGCAUUUGGUUGGCUCGCGACGCAGAAAGCGCGGUUAAUUGCUUCAAAGAGGGCGUGGAAACGAACCAAGAGUCUUGUAAAUUGUGGAUUGCAAUGGUGCAAAAGCUACGAGCCCUAGGCGCCAUGAACGAAGAGCGAGCCAGGAUCUUGUUUCAGCGGUUCGCAGAGUCCAAUGCCAAAGUUGCUGGUGAUUUUAUAACAGAAUUGAUCCGUCCUGUGAGGAGCAUGGCGCUUUUCGAGGAAAUGCAGCAGAGAUUGUCCACGCCGUUGGGGCCACCAAAGAAGCAUUUGUUUGUUGGGAAAUAUCUCCAACUCUUGAGUGACCAGUCUGCGUCAGGGAGUCAUUGCCAUGCACCUUCGAAUGGAAACUCCGAGCCGCAUGAGCACAUGGCUCAUUUGUUUGCACAAUGUCCCGAGAAAUCUAUCCACUUGACCAGUGCCUAUCUUCGGGCCUUACUCAGCGUGGCCCCGCAGCUGGUGUUUGACGUUUACAGAAAGGAGGUGCUCGAGCCGGGGCAUCUACCCAACGCCACCUGUUUGGAGGUGCUACUCGAGCUCGCUAUCAAAUACGAUAGACACACCUUGACCAACCUGCUUGGUCACGUGCCACAAUUUGCCAUACACGAAUUCCAAAAGAACGUGAAAAGCUCACGUGACUCCUGGGGGAUCUUUCCAAGCAACAAGAUGUGGAGAAGCUACAUCACUUUGCUAGCAAACCACGAAUACGUCUCAGAACUUUCCAAGGUGAUGAAGUGGUGGCUCGACAUCAGAUUCGAACCCGAGAGGAAAACACUAAUGGAGUUGUUGGCCGCGUUGCCGUUUGACUUUGCCGAAAGACAUAUAACUCACCACGAAAAGGCAAACCUGAGCCAAGACUGGGACUGGCCCUCGAUGAGAGAAUUUGAAAGAUACUUGCUGCUGAAAAACCUGCUAAACCUCUUCAAUCUGUCUUGA
This is a messenger RNA of Lodderomyces beijingensis, 2121 nucleotides long. The record is from the annotation of a GenBank genome assembly. Lineage: Eukaryota; Fungi; Ascomycota; Pichiomycetes; Serinales; Debaryomycetaceae.